UUUUAUGUUAGAAAUAUGCCUCUUUUUGUUAAUAGGGACCGAAUGUUUGCGCACCAAGUGCAUUUGCUGGAACACAAACUGCGGAGUAAAGAGGAGCGAAUACUGGAACUGGAAACUGAAAAUGCAAUUCUCCAUUUAAGGCUCGCAGAGUGCAUUGGAAAACUGCACCAAAGUCGAGAAAAGGACAACGGUAUUCUCCAAUAUAACACACCAAGGAUAACCAGGUCGGGCCUCACCAAGCUCUUCUCUGAAGUCCAGGACUUAAAACAUGAGUUAAGUGAAAUUUUUGGAGUCUACGUGAGCUUUGCCACUGAGCUGGAGGAGCAGAGCAAGAUCCUUUUGGACAAAGUAUCAAAAGCCAACACUGCAAAUGAAGUUCAAAAUUUGCAGGCCAGAGUUUUAGCUCUUGAGCACUCUCUAGAGGAAGAGAGGGAGCAGUGCAAAGUCGAAAGGAAAAGGAGAAAGGAGCUCCAUAACACUCUAGUGGAGCUUAGAGGAAACAUUAGGGUGCAUUGUCGUGUGCGUCCCAUUCUCCCAUUCGACUAUCUCCAGCCCUCCACAUCUGGAUCAGGACAUGCACCAGUGGAGGAAGUCAUUCAAGCAGUUGGUGAUGACACAGUGAUGGUGAAUUGCAUGAAAACAGGGAUGCCAAUGCAAAACAAGAUUUUUGAAUUUGAAAGAGUACACGCACCAGAAGAUUCUCAAGAUACCGUAUUUGAGGAAGUCAAACCACUCCUCAGAUCUUUGUUGGAUGGAUAUAACGUGUGCAUCAUGGCGUACGGGCAGACUGGCAGUGGGAAGACUCACACGAUGAUAGGUGCUGAGCCUCUGGAGCUGCUCUCUGAGACUCAGCAGGAGGUGCAGCAGGGGGUCGUUCCCAAAGCAGCUUCAGAGCUGUUCCGGUUAAUUUCGCAGAAGCCGACAGAGAGUCACACGGUGGAGGUGGCAGUGAUGGAGGUCUACAACAAUGAGGUGUUUGACCUGCUGUCCCAGGACGAGAGGGGCCUUGGGGGACAGAGGCGCGAUGUUGUCACUACUUCAUCUGGAGAGACACAUGUCCCUGGACUUACAUAUGAGAAAAUCACAUACCUUUUUACACAAAUAUUGCCCGUGAACAGCGCAACAGAGGUGAUGCAUUUUGUUAACAAAGUGUUGAAGCUCAGAACCCACAGUCCGACUCGUAUCCACACGGAUUCCUCUCGCUCUCACCUCAUCAUCACUCUCAUGGUGUCAUCUAAAAGCCCUAAUGCACUGGUUUUAGCUCGUAGACUGCAGAGCGCCAAGAAGGACAUGCUCAACUCUAGCAGAAAGCAGUUUUGGAGUCCACAGUGUUGCCGUGCCAAACCACCUGAUGAGCUUCUGUUGAGCCCCGCCUCCUCCCGAUGCCCCUCCCCCUCACCAUGCCCCUCCCCUUUACGCUCACCCUCACCACGGCGCAGCAUCACCCAGGACACGUUCAGGACUAAACUUCAGCUGGUGGACCUUGCUGGGAGCGAAUGUGUUGGUAUGUCAGGCGUGUCGGGUCCGAGCUUAUGGGAGGUGUCCUGUAUAAACCGCUCUCUCUGUUCCCUGUCUGAUGUCUUGAGUGCUCUGGCAGAACACAGACCACACAUUCCCUACAGAAACAGCAAACUCACACACCUCCUUCAGGAUGCCAUAGGUGGCGAUGCUAAGCUGCUGCUGAUGCUAUGUGUGUCUCCCACUCAGCACUUUCUUACUGAGUCCCUGCAGUCUCUGGGCCUGGGGUCUCGAGCUCGUCAGGUCCAGAAGUCUGUGACGCGGAGGAAGAAUAAUACACUUCAAGUUUAGACACAUCUGUA
This is a messenger RNA of Periophthalmus magnuspinnatus, 1820 nucleotides long. RefSeq names its product kinesin family member 25 (gene kif25). Gene Ontology annotation, molecular function: microtubule binding; ATP binding; microtubule motor activity. Gene Ontology annotation, biological process: microtubule-based movement. The record is from RefSeq and is a predicted model, not a curated record. Lineage: Eukaryota; Metazoa; Chordata; Actinopteri; Gobiiformes; Gobiidae. The transcript is spliced from 15 exons. Bases 16 to 1809 code for a protein of 597 amino acids.